UGUUCUGCAAUGAGUGUUAGAAGGUUCUGUGUUCAACACGACCUUAAGCGAAAAAGACAUGUAUCGAACACAGAAUUGGAGAGGGCCGUACUUGGAUCAAUAUAUGAGGUACGUUUCAUUUAGGCUUUCACCUUAUAUGUCCUUCCUUUCUCUCAAACUUUAGUGAAUGGCUACAUUUUUCUUAACAGACGGGUCCAUCCUAUGGCCGCAAGUUUAUGACCGGCUAUCUUUCAUCGAUGGGAGUGCGAGCAGGGGAAUGUCGUGUUGGAAAAAUCCUGAAAGAGAUAAAUCAGCCAUACCAUGAACUACGACGUCAGGGUGCUCGUAACCUAAAUCCAGUCCCUUAUCAUGCUGAAUGUAUGGGCCACAAACUUCACCUUGAUCAAAAUGAGAAGCUUGGGAUGUUUGGAGUGACACAUGUAUUGGCAGUUGAUGGCUACAGCAGCAAAAUUGUUGGUAAUGCCACCAUGCCAGUGAAAAACAACCUUGUGAUCUAUGAGGAAGUUUACAGAUCUGCAGUUGUCAAGCACGGGAUGUGGGAUCAGCUAAGAGUCGAUCAUGGCAGGGAGUUCUUCAUGUGCCUGUACAUGCAAGAGAUACUGUCAGGACACAGACACAACCUCAGCAGGCUACCAUAUCUUCAAACAACAUCAACAAAAAAUCUUCGAGUGGAAAGGCUGUGGCCUGAAGUGAACUGCCGGGUAAACUAUCCACUGAAACAAGCCCUGGUACACAUGCUGGACCAAGAAGUCAUCAGUAUGGAAGACAAUGUAACUAAAUUCUGCAUCUCAAACCUGACAUGUCAAGUAAGCCAAAUUGGAUUAUGCAGAGUGGUGCAGUCAUGGAAUGCACACAGAAUCCCAGGUCGCGGCAUACCCAAUGAACUUGCUGCAGAUGGCUGUCCAGCUAAAAUUUCUCCAGAGCUGCUCCCCUCUGCCUCUGUUGUAGCAAGCAUGUAUGAACAAGAGUUUGGUUCCUCGCUGACUUGGGUGCCUGUUUUUGGAACUGACCCCUUUUCAUCUGAGGAGGAUAGGUGUCAUGCAGAACAGGACUUUGCAGAGAACUACCCUGACAUCUCUCUUCUUCUUAAUCAUGCGGUAAACAAUGACUAUGCUCCCUUCCAGGAUGCUGUGUUGCACCUCUUGAAUGUAACCCAAAGAUAUGCCUGA
Astyanax mexicanus (Mexican tetra) is the source of this 1169-nucleotide messenger RNA. RefSeq lists its product as uncharacterized. Bases 216 to 1169 code for a protein of 317 amino acids. The transcript has 5 exons. Lineage: Eukaryota; Metazoa; Chordata; Actinopteri; Characiformes; Acestrorhamphidae. The record is from RefSeq and is a predicted model, not a curated record.